AUGCGGAAAAAACUAGACAACCGGCUUCGGGUUUUGAUUGAAAAUGGCGUUGCCACAUGCCACCGAUCCAUGUUUGUUGUUGUUGGAGAGAAGGCCCGUGACCAAGUAGUUUUGCUACAUCAUAUUCUGUCCAAAGCUUCUGUUUCUGCUCGACCUUCUGUCUUAUGGUGCUAUAAGAAAGAACUCGGCUUCAGUUCCCACAGAAAGAAGCGUAUGCGAGAGAUCCAGAAGAAGGCCAAGCAUGGCAACAUUGACUUAAAGGUAAGUUACUUUAUAUAAUUGUGUAAAAUUAUUUUAUUUUAUACAUUUUCAUGGUUUAGGAAGAUGAUCCGUUUGAAAACUUUAUUGCUUCUACUGAAAUCAGAUAUUGUUAUUACUCGGAGACAGAAAAGAUUUUGGGUAACACUUAUGGAUUACUGGUUCUGCAGGAAUUUGAAGCAAUUACACCAAACAUAUUGGCAAGAACUAUCGAAACUGUCAAGGGAGGAGGUCUUGUCUUGUUGUUGUUACCUACAAUCAGUAAUUUGAAGCAAUUGUAUUCUAUUAGUAUGGUAAGCUUUUGAGUAUAUACUUUUAAAUUUAGUAUAUUUUAUUAAUGUUCAUUUCUUUAGGAUGUUCACAGCCGAUAUCGAACGUUUGCUCAUCAACAAGUUAUCAACAGAUUUAAUGAAAGGUUCAUAUUAUCAUUGACAGACAACCCGGACUGUGCUUUGAUCGACGAUCAGCUUAACAUCUUGCCCUUAUCUUCUCACAUUCUCAACUUGGAAGCUGUUCCACCGACUCUCAAGAUGACAAAGACUGAUUCUGAAGUCGAAUUGGACAGUUUAAAGGAGAAGAUGUCGGAUGUCAAGCCCUUUGGUACCAUACUAAAGGAGUGCAAGACUUUGUGUCAAGCUAAGGCGGUUCUUCGGUUAUUGGACAUUCUGACAGAACGAACAUCAUCAGCUAUAUGUGCUAUAACGGCUGCCAGAGGGCGUGGGAAGUCGGCUGCAUUGGGCUUGGCCAUCGCUGGAGCUGUAGCCUUUGACAUGACAACUAUAUAUGUAACCAGUCCAGCACCUGACAAUGUCAAAACGUUGUUUGAGUUUGUGAUUGAAGGCUUUAAAGCUUUGAAUUUGAAGGAGCAUAUUGAUUACACCAUCCAGUAUUCAAACCAAGCUCAACAGAAAGGUCUGAUCCUGGGCUUCCAAGUGUUCAAGAACCACAAACAGAUUAUUAAAGUAAGUUCAGUUGUUAAAUACAUUUAAUUUAGUAUUGUGAAAAUAACUAAUGAGUUUUUCAGUACCUUGAUCCUUCUGAACAUCAAAUAUUGACCCAGGGAGAACUUCUUGUUAUUGAUGAAGCUGCUGCUAUUCCUCUACCAACUGUCCAGAAUCUCACAAAAGGUAAGUCUUUAAAGUUAAAUCUUAUAAAAAGUUUAGGUAACAAUAUUGUGUUCUUCUCUUCAACAACUCAUGGCUAUGAGGGGACAGGAAGAUCGUUGUCUUUGAAGUUGAUCAGCAAGUUGAGACAGAAGUCGGUUACUAAUAAAGAAGGUGGAAGUCAUGUAGGACGAGUGCUACACGAGAUGAGUUUGGAAGAGAGUAUACGUUACAAAGCCGGGGACAACAUUGAGAAGUGGCUCUUCAAACUGUUGUGUUUGGAUGCCAUGAACAUUACCUACAAGAUCUCUGGCACGCCUCCUCCAGAAGUGUGCCAGUUGUACUAUGUUAACCUCGACUCCCUGUUUUCUUAUCACAGAGCGGCCGAGUUAUUCUUGUCAAAGGUGAUGAGCAUCUUCGUUUCAGCUCAUUACAAGAACAACCCCAAUGAUCUCCAGAUGUUGUCAGACGCCCCUUCCCAACACUUGUUCGUGCUCAUGAGUCCUGUGUCUAACGAGUCUACUGAUGUCCCAGAUGUAAGUUUUAUACUUUUACACUUUACAUUUAGCAUUAUCUGUUUAAAAUGUUGUAAUUGUUUAAGAGUUUUUAAAAAUAUUUAAUAUUUUAGGUAUUAGCAGUUGCUCAAAUAGUUCUUGAAGGUGAACUACCCGAACAAGUAACAAGUAAAGAACAAUCUAAGGGAAAGCGGGCAGCUGGUGAUCUAGUUCCUUGGACUUUGUGUCAAUAUUACCUUGUAAGUCGUGAGUUGUCAACAAAUUUUGUUGUGAUAGUUAUUAUUUCAAUUUUAUUUUGUACUUCUGGUAUAUAAUAUUUUGCUAUUCAGGACUACACUUUCCCUAAGUUGGCUGGAGCCCGAGUUAUUAGAUUGGCAGUUCAUCCAGAAGUUCAAGGAAUGGGUUACGGUGGAAGAGUGAUCGAACAACUCCAAGAGUAUUACGAAGGAAAGAUAGUUUGUGUUAACGAGAAGAGUGAGGAGGACUUCAAGAUUCACAACAUCAAGGUAUACUUAAUUUUAAUAAUAUUACAAUGUUUUAGAUACUUCCUUACAUAAUAUAUAUGGCUUUAUUUUAUGUUGCGAUUACUUUUAGAAUGACCUGGACGGAGGAUCUGAGUUGAAACCUCCAACAGAGUUACCUCCACUGCUCAGAGGGUUGUCUGAGAGGAGAGCUGAGCGACUUGACUACGUUUCAGUAUCAUAUGGACUUAAUGUAGAGCUUCUGAAGUUUUGGAAGAGGAAUGGAUUCAUUCCAGUCUACCUUCGUACUGUGCCUAGUCCAAUCACAGGAGAGUUUAGCUGUAUCAUGCUAAAGAGUUUGGAGAAUGAUGGAAACACUGAGAUCGAAAAGGGAGCUGAUUGGGUAUUCAAGUACAAUGCGGAGUUCAGAAGACGAUUCUUAUCACUUCUUGGGUAUCAGUUCAAGACCUUUUCCCCUCAGCUUGUUCUGAGUGUGAUACAGAAGGCAAAAAAUCAGAAUUCUGGUUCAAAAGGUAACUUUUUUGAUGUUAAUUUUGAUUUUUUAUGUUCAAUGGUUUUUAAAAUUGUAUUAUAAUUACUUUUUAGUGCUGGACAGGAACGAAUUGUCAUUGUUUUUAUCGGAUUCUGACUUGAAGCGUUUGUCAAGUUACACUAAGAACUUGGCUGAUUACUCUUUCAUUGUUGAUCUACUUCCUCAAAUCGCAUCGCUCUACUUCAACGACCAGUUGAAAGAUGUAAGUAACUACAAUAGUUAAUGAUUUUUUAAAUAUUACUAUACUUUUUAAGAAUAUUACUCAAGAUUUACUACCUUUAGGUGGAGUUGAAUGCAUUACAAUCGGCUUCGUUAAUUGCUAUGGGAUUGCAACGAAAAAUGGCAGAAGAUGUGGCCAAGGAUCUGGGUAUAGAAGUUAGUCAACUGAUGGCACUUUUCAAUAAGUGUGCCAGGAAACUGUCUGAUUACUUCGACGAAUUGUGCAAAAGCGCGAUUCAGAUGCCACAAUCAGUAGCCGCAGACACGAUGAAGCCGACAGAAAAGUCGUUGAUCGAAGAGCUGAAGGCGGCCGAAAUGGAGAUAAGAAUGCGACAGGCCAAGGACAAAAUGAAUUUGACAGAAUCCCUCGGAUUGUCUUCAAGUUCACUUGACCCAGCUCUUAAACAGUUUGAGAUCAAGGCUGGAGAUGAGGAAUUUGCCAAGGCUGUGAGUGAUGUUCAUCUGAGUCACGCCAAGGGAGGGAUUCUGUCAUUGAAGACAGACAAAGGGUGAGAUUUUAAAGUUAAUUAAAGUAAGAAUUCAAAGUUUGAAAUGAAUAAUAUUAUUUUAGAAAUGUCCCUCGGAAGUCACUGAUAGACACAGAGCUAGAAGAAUCGUUUGGCAACAAGAAGGCCAAGCGGCCAAUGAAGGGCGGAAGCACGAAGAAGGUGAAGAAGUUCAAGAGAAACUAA
Molecule: messenger RNA, 3801 nt
Organism: Bursaphelenchus okinawaensis
Lineage: Eukaryota; Metazoa; Nematoda; Chromadorea; Rhabditida; Aphelenchoididae
Source: the annotation of a GenBank genome assembly